This is a messenger RNA of Andrographis paniculata, 1925 nucleotides long. Its product is annotated as homeobox-leucine zipper protein ATHB-6-like. Gene Ontology annotation, molecular function: DNA-binding transcription factor activity, RNA polymerase II-specific; sequence-specific DNA binding. The transcript is spliced from 3 exons. The record is from RefSeq and is a predicted model, not a curated record. Gene Ontology annotation, biological process: positive regulation of DNA-templated transcription. The coding region runs from base 421 to 1398 and encodes 325 amino acids. Gene Ontology annotation, cellular component: nucleus. Lineage: Eukaryota; Viridiplantae; Streptophyta; Magnoliopsida; Lamiales; Acanthaceae.
ACAGGGAAAUUUGUAACAGCCCCCAUCCACCCCACGCAAAAAUUUCUCUAAAAUUUCAAUUUCAAUUUCAAUUUCUCUGUGCUUCAAGAGAAAAAGAAAAUUAAAGUCUAAAGUUAGGGCAGUGCGUAUGUUGAUGUAUUAAUUGGCUUUGAUUUUCUGGUUUUUACUACAAUUUGGGUUUGAAUUUUGAUUUUGAUUUUGUUGUAAUGGAUGGACUGAUGAAAGAAAAUGGAGUCUGUAAGAAAUUACAGGAGCUAAAGCAUAUUCGUGUUCACAGAAUUUCAGCGGCUGCUUGGGAUUGUUUGUGUUUGGCCUUCGAUCUCUAACUGAGCUACAAGAACACUUAACUCGAUCAAUCGAAAGCAAAAAAAGAAAAAAACACUUCGAUUUUAACUUUUUUAUCGUGUUUUGAAAUUUCCGAUGAAGAGGCUCAGCAGCGGCGACUCUUUGGGUGCUUUGAUGUCGAUUUGCCCUAAUUCCACAGUGGGAGAUGAGGAUGGUAAUAAUCCGGCAGCGUAUGGGAGGGAGUUUCAGGCGAUGCUGGAGGAGGAGGAGGCGGCGGCCGGCGGCGGCGGGGAGAAGAAGCGGCGGCUGAGCGUGGAUCAGGUUCGGGCGUUGGAGAAGAAUUUUGAAGUUGAGAAUAAGCUUGAGCCGGAGAGGAAGGUGAAGCUGGCGCAGGAGCUGGGGCUGCAGCCGCGCCAGGUGGCGGUGUGGUUCCAGAACCGCCGUGCGCGGUGGAAGACGAAGCAGCUUGAAAAGGACUACGGCUUGCUCAAAGCCAGCUACGAUUCUCUCAAGCUCAGUUUCGAGAAAUUGCACCAUGACAAUCAGGCUUUGCUCAAACAGAUCGGGGAGAUGAAAUCGAAGCUGAAUGAGGAGGAGAGUGAGAAGCGUGUGAAAGAGGAAUCAGACACAGAAGAUGAACAUGAACAUGAGCAUGAUCAGAAUGAGCGUCAUCGUCAUCUGCAGAAAUCGAAUGUUGUUGUCGCCGGAACCCUAAUUUCGUCGGAGGACGAUGAUUCUCUAACAUUAGGACAGCAACAAGAGCAAGAACAGCAGCAGCAGCAGCAGCUACAGAUCAUUCCUAAUUCGAUAUUUUUCAGUGCAGCGGCGGCGGAUGGAUCGUCGGACAGCAGCGAUUCGAGUGCGAUUCUGAACGAGGAGAAUCACAGUAGCCAUAGCCCGACUACGGCGGCGGCGGCGGCGACGGCGUUCGGAACGACGCCGUUUCAGACUCACAGUAGUAAUAAUAAUUAUUGUAAUAAUAGUGGUCAAUUUGUAAAAAUUGAGGAGCACGAUUUCUUCGGGGAUGGGGAGGAGGAAUCUUGCAGUGGAUUGAUGUUCGCGGAGGAACAGGCCCCAACUUUGCAUUGGUAUUCUUCUGACGAAUGGAAUUGAUCUGAUCUGAUCUGAUCUGAAAUCAAAUUGUGGAUUAUUGUCCGUUUCUGCCAUGGAAGCUAUUGUAGGAAGGAAGAAUUAGGACAGAGAUAGACAAUUUUGCGUGGUAACUGGUAAGAGAGAGAGAGAGGAGAGAGAGAGCUUGAGAAGUUCAACAAUGGCGGCAGAGGCAGGGCAGAGGAGGGGGGCGGGGGGGGCAGACAAAAUAAAAUUUGAAAAAGGAAUGAAAUGAAUGUGGAUCGUUGGAUGAGUGAUGAAUGUCUGAGAUCUAAUCUUGGCAUCAAAUCAAAGAUGGGUGUGUGUGUGUGUGUGUGUGUGUUCGGAGUUCAGACAGACAUAGUUCACGUGGGGUGGGGUGGGGUGGGGUGGAGGUGGGGGUAGUGACGCAGACACUGACACAGUUGUUGUUGUUGUUGCUACAAUAAAGAUAGAUAGAGAAGAGAAGGCGGAUGUACCUGCAUCAUAAUCGUCAAUAUUGAAAUUUCACUUUUCAAUAAACAUCCAUCACUUAUAACUAUUUAAUUUAA